AUGCCGCGCCACCUCGCGCUCCACGCGAUCGCCGCCGCGCUGCCGGCGGCGUCAGGGCCAGGCAGCCACCUCGGCCCUGCGGUGUCCGCCGCGGCAGCUUUCCUGGCCGUGUGCGCGCUGGCGCUGGCGCUGUGCGCGUCGCACUCGGCGCCGGGGCCUGGCGGGCGGCUGCGGCGCGCCCUGGCCAGCGUGAGCCGGCGGCGGACGGAGCCAGCCAUCGCGGCCGUGCACCAGGUGCAGCCCGGCGGCCUGGAGGCGUCGCCGUGCGUCUGGCAGAAGGGCAUCCUCAUGGGCGGCGAGUAA
This is a messenger RNA of Miscanthus lutarioriparius, 303 nucleotides long. The record is from the annotation of a GenBank genome assembly. NCBI's taxonomy places the organism in Eukaryota, Viridiplantae, Streptophyta, Magnoliopsida, Poales, Poaceae.